AUGGACACGACGAACAAAGAAAAAACUACCCGGGAGGGUCCCGUUCGCGGGGAAUCCCUUGGUGGGUCGGACAGCCGGCCCAUCGGCCCCAUUGUAUACGGGGGGGCCAUUCGCCGUGUGAAGGAGGAGAGAAGGUUAGGGUCAAAUGGAGGAAGCAGAGAGGAGAAGGAAAGAGAUAGAGUGAGGAGGCUGUCUGAUUCAGACUCGGACAGCAGGGGCUCCAUGGCAAGCGCUUCCAGCCGCUUUGCUUCCAUGGAGUCCUUAGACCAGGACGGGAGAUUUUGGAGUGAGGGCCGCGGCCAGAAGAGGCCCAGAGAUAAGGAGUUGAGCGGCAGCUCCACAGACACCCCCGCCAAGGGGGCACACAAGAGAAGAGGACGCGGCCGUCCACCAACCACCGGCGAGUACGUCGGGCUGGCGGCCGCCAAAGAAACUCUGAGAAAGGCGACAGAGGCGGAGAUGAGGGCGCGAGCCGAAGCGGAACUCCUCGACUCAGUUCUGGAAGCCCGCAAAACCCGCUCGGCUCUGGUUACGGCAGGUCCAUCUUAUGCCGCGCCACUGGAAAAUGACGAAGACACGGCGACCACCGUCCUCAAACGGAUCGGGUCCAGCCUUGACAUAGUAGAAAAAGUAGCGAAGAAGUCAUCCAAUCUUAAGGGGACCUUCGUGCGCGCACUACAAGAUGCUGUGAGCGCCAUUAAAGAAGACGUUACCGGCCUCGCUCAGAGGUCGAUAUCUGACGAGACACGUGCGUUGCAGGCUGAUAACACCCGCCUGCAAGCCGAGAUGACCAGCCUCCGCAAGGAGUUGACGGAGCUGCGUGAGGAGAUGGAGAGGGUGCGGAAACAGGGUUCCGCCAACGCCCUCAUGGACACGACAAUGGAGGCCGUCCCUGUCCGGCCCCCACCACAACCACAAGCAGAAUCCUCUCUAGAGGACAUAUGUCGGGCGGUAAUGGUCCAGGUGGGCGGUAUGCUCAACGCCCGCCUGGCUUCCUUGGAAGACAGGUUGCUUCCCGCUAAGAACUUGCGACCACCAUUGGCGUCUGACAGCAAGAAGAAGAAGAAGGAGACACCUGCGGCCUCCGUGGCUGGCCCAUCAAGAGUAGCCCCUGCGGCCCCUGCGGCCCCCGCGGCACCUGCGGCUCCCACAGCUGGCCCGUCUCGGGCGGUCACUGCGGCUCUCCCGACCCCCGGGGGACCUGCAAAACCCAAGAAGAAGAAGAAGGAGAAGAAAAAGAAAAAGAAGAAAGGGCCUGCGACGGUCGCAAAACCACCACCAUCGGCUACCGCAACCGCCGCGCCAACCCGCCCCACUAACCCGGACGAACUGCAGGGGAACUGGGCGUGGCUGAGAGUAGGCAAAAAUGGAAAGGCCGAAAAAGCGCCAAAGGUGCCCACGACAUCCAGGGCACCUCAACGGCGGAACACUGCUGCACCUGCGCCGCGCAAAUUAAAAGCGCCGCACAGCUCGGCGGUUGUCGUCACGCUGACCGAAAAUGCGAUGAAGAAGGGCCUCACAUAUAGCGCCGUCCUCAAAGAGGCAAAGGAGAAGCUCGAUCUCAAAGAGACCAUAGGAGUAGAGUCGGUCCAAUUCCGCAGGGCGGUCACCGGGGCUACUAUCAUCCGCAUCCCCGGCGCCACCAGCGCCCCAAAGGCAGAUAUCCUGGCGCAAAAGCUCCAGGAGAUAUACCAAAAUGAUGACAUCAAGGUCUCCAGACCCGAAAAAAUGGUCGACGUCAAAAUCGAAGGUCUGGACGACUCUAUCACGCCGGAAGAGGUUAAAGAGGCCAUAAUUAAAAAAGGAGCAUGCACGAGCGACCAAGUCCGAGCUGGCCAACUACGCCAAAACAGAUCUGGUCUAUUCGACAUCUGGGCCCAGGUCCCUGUCACAACAGCGAAGAGGCUAGUGACGGGCCGCUUCUUAGUUGGCUGGGUGGCCGCUAAGGUCAUCAUUGGAAGACCCAGAGAGCUGCGCUGCUACCGCUGUAUGCAGCAAGGACAUACGGCGAGCCGCUGCGACGCGGAGGACCGCAGCCGGCUAUGUUACAACUGUGGACAGGAAGGCCACAAGGCCGCAUCCUGCCCGUCGCAACCGAAUUGCAUCCUGUGCACGGCGGCGGGCAAGGAUGCCAAGCACCGGCUGGGGAGUUUAAAUUGCUCGGCGCCCAGAAAAACGGUUCCUAAGAGAGCGCUAGCGGAAGUAGCACGUAGCGCGCCCCCACCGAGCGGGGAAGUAAUGGAGAUAGCGGAAGUUGAGCACAAUUAA
Messenger RNA from Papilio machaon (common yellow swallowtail), 2268 nucleotides. RefSeq lists its product as uncharacterized. Bases 1 to 2268 code for a protein of 755 amino acids. Lineage: Eukaryota; Metazoa; Arthropoda; Insecta; Lepidoptera; Papilionidae. The transcript has a single exon. Gene Ontology annotation, molecular function: zinc ion binding; nucleic acid binding. The record is from RefSeq and is a predicted model, not a curated record.